AUGUCUCACUACAAUCUAAUAUGUUCUGUGUUUGAUACUCAAACGGUGUUGAUUGUGUAAGUAAAUGCGUCGUAGUGUAGAGGCGAUGAGCUGUCAUUACAUACUGUGGUUCUGUUCAGUCUACUUUGACCAUGUUGGAGAGACACGUCUCAUAAAUUUCAUACAAUUUUAGUGAAUUGUUCCACGUUUUGAUUUUUUUACUAGUGAAAUUCAAUAAGAAAGCAUAUUUUACAAAAUAAAAUAAACUUGAAAAAAUAUCGAAGAAUAAAAAAUACGCUGGAACUAAAUCUACUUCCUUGGAGUCGAACAACAACAAAUGAUCUGUUUGACACUUCGAGAUACUGAGUGUUUUUUAUAAAUCCGUAAUCAGCAGCACAACGUAAGUGGCCAAUGCCGGUUAUGAAAGUCAUACUGUGAAAACGAAAAAAAUAGUGUGUAUGUGUAUGAUCUGGAGAAAAUUAAUUUAUGCUCAAGUUGUGUUCAUUCAUCAAUUUUACGGAAUUGAAUUUCUAAAUGGCAAUUAAACGUUUUCGUCGUUAAUUGUUUUUAAUUAGUGCAUCAAAUCAACUCGUAUUGCUGCUUCUAUCUGCUAUAGCUUUCUGAAUCAAUCCAUAAGCAAUAAAUAUAUCAAUCAAUUGAUAAAUAAUGGCUGACUACAUAACACCGACAACUUCGUCUUUGCAUUCGUCACCGAACCGAAAACGUACACGCGAAUCGCUUACGACACGACCAUCUACUUAUUCAUCGUCGUGCAAAACUGCAGUCACUGCUGCAUCAAAUGUUGAAGUGAUGGAAUCAUCAGAAACAGAAACACCUAUUUUUUCGCCAAGCAUUACUCAACCACGUAGUUCAAUUCAUAGUAUCCACAAUGGCCUUUCAUCGAUAAAAUCACAAGCCGAUACUUCAAAUGGAUCCAUCAAUCCAUCGAACGAUACACCAGCACCACCUCCAAUCGUCACAAUAUGUAAACCAGCACCAUUUAAUACUGAUGAAGAUGCUAUCUUGGAGCGAGAACGAUGUGAUUACAGUAUAAAAAUUACAUACGACAUGGCCAAAUCUGGUAAUACACCUCGACCUGGUAAUCGUGUUCGUGUAUAUGCUGAUGGAAUCUAUGAUCUCUUCCACCAAGGACAUGCGAGACAAUUGAUGCAGGCCAAAAAUAUUUUCCCGAAUGUUUAUUUGAUCGUCGGAAUCUGCAGCGAUAGUUUGACACGAAGUCGAAAAGGACGUACGGUAAUGAACGAAAAAGAACGGUACGAAGCCGUUCGUCAUUGUCGAUAUGUUGACGAGAUUGUAACCGAUGCUCCCUGGGAGUUGACCGAUGAUUUUUUGAGUGAGAAUAAAAUCGAUUUCGUUGCGCAUGAUGAAAUUCCAUAUACUAGUAAUAAUACACAAGACAUUUAUGCUAAAGUUAAAGAACGUGGCAUGUUUGUUGCAACUGAACGUACCGAAGGCGUGUCUACCUCUGACAUUGUUGCACGAAUUGUGAAGGACUAUGACUUAUACGUGCGUCGAAAUUUAGCGCGGGGGUACUCUGCAAAAGAAUUGAAUGUCAGUUUUUUGAAAGAGAAAAAAUUCCGUUUCCAAAAUAAAAUGGAUGAGCUAAAAGAUAAAGGAAAACGUGUAAUGAAUGAGGUUAAAGGGGAUUUUAUAACAAAAUGGGAAGAAAAAUCGCGAGAUUUCAUCGAAACGUUUUUGCUUUUAUUUGGACGCGACAGCAUAACAAACAUUUGGGAUAAAUCAAAAGGACGGCUUAUGCAAGCACUUAGUCCACCUGGUUCCCCUAGCCUAUCGCCACGUGGUUCUCCACAUAGUUCCCACAAUGGUGAGGAUUGUGACAAAGAAUCUUCGUCUUCUGAAGGAGAUUCUCCAAAACCGAAACGUCCAGCUUGUACGAACAGCGAAUUUGGUGCAAUCAGUCGAACAACGCGCUCUACAAAUCAUAAUAAGGUGAUUUUGGAAUCAGAAGAAGAAGAAGAGGAGGAAGAGUUUGACGGUGGCGUUGCCACACAACAUAUUCGACGACAUGUCUGAUUAAAUUGUAGAACGGAGAUUUUGGACAUUAGUACCACUCAAUAGCUUCGUAUAUAGAAUAAAAUUUCAAUUCUUAAUACUGUCAACAGUUUAGUUAAUGAAAAAAACGUAAUUUAAUAGAGCAACUGAACAAUAUAUAAACAAGUGUAUACACAAAUUUUGCUUUCAAUAUUGAUUUUUUUUAAUUACACUAAAUACGGGCUUGUUUUUCACAUAUUUUACAGAAUUCAAAGUACUUUCUUGUAUACCAUAAGAAUCUCUAUUAUUUCGCUCUACGUUUCUCACAUCUCUUGAUUAUUUUCGAUUUCGAGAAAACACUUCUAAAUAAGCUCACUUUUUGUAAAUGAUAUCGAACGUAGCAGAUAUUUAUUUUGAGUUUCAAACAAUUCUGAAAAAAAAAUCGUUUUCGAAAAUUCGGUAUUUCGGGUUGAAUUCCUAAGAACCGCGAUGGUAUUCAUACGGAAAUCUUAAAUUGAUUAUAAAUAUGUUGAUUUACUUCAAUGGAAAAAAACAAUGCACAGACUUAAUUGCAAUGCUGCUAAUUACCAAUGCAAGGCAUGAGAGUUCAACACUUUCACUUUCACUUUAUUAGCAUACGAUGAAUAUCAAUUUACAUUUAGAUUCUGCCAGAAUAUUACCAGGCCUCAAAUUCAUCUAUCUCACUAAACUCUAUUGGAAUUUUAUUCCAAAUACAAAUCAUUUUGUUCAUAUAAAUACGAAUUUACACAAAGAAUUAUUUUCGAUUCAGAAAAAUUAUAAAUUACGUUUUUGUUAUCAUGUUAAUAAUCAUAAUCAUUAUUAAUUCCAAAGAAACAUAUUAUAAAUUAACAAUAAAAUAUUCAGUAAUAUAAAUAAUUUAAA
Sitodiplosis mosellana (orange wheat blossom midge) is the source of this 2895-nucleotide messenger RNA. Its product is annotated as choline-phosphate cytidylyltransferase B-like. NCBI's taxonomy places the organism in Eukaryota, Metazoa, Arthropoda, Insecta, Diptera, Cecidomyiidae. Gene Ontology annotation, biological process: CDP-choline pathway. The coding region runs from base 646 to 2034 and encodes 462 amino acids. The transcript is spliced from 6 exons. Gene Ontology annotation, molecular function: phosphatidylcholine binding; choline-phosphate cytidylyltransferase activity. The record is from RefSeq and is a predicted model, not a curated record.